AUAGUACUCAGUGACUUUUUAAAAUUAUUUUGGGUGGGAUUGUUAUUUAAGCGAUAUUCAUCACAGUGCUUAGUAAUUGAGACUGAGACACUAUUAGUGUGCAUGACUGCUCAAGUUUGUCCUUGGUGGCUGUCCUGUAUAGAAUGUAGGUUCCUUUUAAGGUCUGAGUUCCCUGGGUUUCUCCUUUCUUGACAUGUAAAAUGAAUUUACUCUGGACACCCUCCCUAUGCUCAUUGUAUCCUUGGGGGUAGAAGAAAUUGAAAGUUGUAGUCAGAAGUACGUACACUGCCCGUAUCUUACUGGUAUUCAUGCCCACCACUGGCCCUGUCAUGCACAAUACUAGUUUUUGCAUUGCUCUUAAGUUGCAGUGGUGGUAGUUGUUUUUCAGCUUUUAAGGUAACACUUCUACUUAAUCUUUCAUUUGCUAGUGUCAAGUUCAAGGUGUUUUUAUUCCAAAUCGGUCCUAUUAAGCCACCCAUAGUCUAUUUAGCAUAUGUGUGUUGUCCAGGGUACAGGUUAACACACGCCAGUCUGUCCAGUUUAGUCAUCCUGCAGAAGCUUACUACCGAAGGAGCCCUUUAUAGCCAGGAACUGGUUGAUAACAUUUAGUCUGAGUUUGAGGGAUCGCAAGCACGACAGCCACCAAUGACACCCGUUACCAUAAGAACUGGUAUGUUUGAUUGACAAGCAAACAAAUUUAUUCGCAGUUUUGGAAACCUAUCUUGAGACUUCCUACCAUUAAAUGUUUACUUAAGUUAUCUGCUGUGAUUUUUGAAUAGUGUAAAUUUAAAAACAUUUGUUGUAUUUAGAAAAUCUCUGUAAUCUACUAUGUUACUCAGGAUUUUUCUCAAUUUUUGUUUUGAAAAUGAAUGUUGAACUAUUAAAGGUAAAGAUUUAACAAAGAACCUCAAUGUUUUAAUUGAAAGAGUCCUUUGCUGACUGCCUGCCCCUAUUGCUGGCCUGGCCAUGGUGUCCCCUUUCCAACCAAGAGUGUGGUUUGACCAUUCUGGGCCCCUGGGCAGACCAAAAAAGGGAGCCAUUGUGAAUGAAGACCGCUUUUCCCAUUAGGCCCGGUCCGGGUGGUGAGGAUACCAUUGGGUUAGGAACAGAUGUGGGUGGAGCUCUUAUAGGCGUGGGCGGGUAUGGGCGUGGCGGCAGAGACCGGUACGGUCCGCCAGCCAGGACAGACUAUCGGCUGAUUGUUGAGAACCUGUCCAGCCGCUGCAGCUGGCAGGACCUAAAGGACUACAUGAGGCAGGCGGGUGAGGUGACCUACGCCGACACCAACAAGGGCCGCAGAAACGAGGGGGUGAUCGAGUUCAGGCUGUACUCCGAUAUGAAGCGGGCCCUGGAGAAGCUGGACGGGACCGAGGUGAACGGCAGGAAGAUCCGGCUCAUCGAGGACCGGCCGGGGGCCAAGCGCAGCAAGCGAUCGUACUCCCGCAGUCGCAGCCGCUCCAGGUCGCGCUCCAGGAGCCGUCGGUCACGCAAGAGUCGCAGUCGCAGUGAGAGCAGCAGCCGCUCUCGCUCUCGCUCCAGGGGAGCUGCCUCCCGCUCCCGCAGUCGCUCCCGUGGCAAGAAAGAGAAGGCCAAGGGUCGCAAAGAGGAGGAGCGCACCAACGGAGCCCACAAGGCCAAGGAGGGGAGGAGCCGGAGCAGGAGCCGGAGUCGGAGCAAAAAGAGCAGUAAGAAAGAAGGGAAGAGGAGCAGGAAGGAGGACUCCCGCUCCAGGUCCCGUUCCCGCUCCAGGUCAGGGGUCAAGGAUCGUACCAGGAAGAAGUCUGGGUCCAAGAGCCGCGAGCCGGCGAAGAGCGACGACGAGGCACCCCCCGCUGAACGGGUGGCCUCCCGUUCGCGUUCCCGCUCACCCACCCCUGCCGAAUCCCGACCGAAGUCCAAGUCCAAAUCUCCGUCUCCCUCCGAGGCCAAGGCUCGGUCUCGCUCCCCCCGCGCCGAGGCCAAGGCUCGGUCUCGCUCCCCCCGCGCCGAGGCCAAAGCUCGGUCUCGCUCCCCGCGCGCCGAGGCCAAGGCUCGGUCUCGCUCCCCGCGCUCUGAGUCCCGCUCCAAAUCUCGCUCCGCGUCUCGUUCUCGCUCCCGCUCUCGAUCGCAGUCCUGAGUUGGGGUGCCAAAAUCACCCAUUGUUACCUUGCCCCCCCCCCCCCCCCCCACCUCGGUUCUGUUUUUUAUAAAUAGUUGUAGAGAAACACAGGCACUCACGCUCUACGUGUCUUUCACCCAUUUGCUCGCCCCUUUUAUUUUUAUUUCUUUUUUAAAUAUAGUGUGGUCCAGUCUGUAUUUUUCCCCAGUAGUGUUGUCUUCUAAUCGAGGUGUUUGUAAAAUAUGAAAAAUGUAUUCGCUUGGAUAGGUUUUUAUAGGUUGAAAUGACAAGUGUAAAAGUGCUGUAGUGUCUAAAACUUUGUAUCACAUACAUCAGCGUUCUGUGCUUUAACUGUCUUUCGGGGGGGGGGGGGUUAUUUUAUUCUGUUGCGUCUCUUUCAAUUUGUGGAAAAAUCCUUUUACCGGUUACUUAAAAAAUAAUAAAAAAUUAAAGCCCCA
Molecule: messenger RNA, 2556 nt
Organism: Esox lucius (northern pike)
Lineage: Eukaryota; Metazoa; Chordata; Actinopteri; Esociformes; Esocidae
Gene: srsf4
Product: serine and arginine rich splicing factor 4
Exons: 5
Coding region: 1046-2116 (356 amino acids)
Biological process (GO): alternative mRNA splicing, via spliceosome; mRNA splice site recognition
Cellular component (GO): nucleus; cytoplasm; ribonucleoprotein complex
Molecular function (GO): mRNA binding
Source: RefSeq, a predicted model, not a curated record